AUGAGUUGGUAUUGUUGUGAAUCAUCGUCCCGACUCAAUAAAGCACUGAAAAAGAUAAAUGGAAAACUGAGGCAGCACCCUUCCUCUGAUUUGACAGUUUCGCCUAAGAGACUUACACAACCUGCUGAUGAGCCUAAUAACACGGCUGAAAGAGCUAUCAAUGACAGUGGUCCACCUAUCGCCGACAUUUAUACUUACAGAGAGCUAGCUGAUGCAACACAUGACUUCAGUCGGAAUUGUCUGGUGAAUGUAGGCAGCUUUGGCAAUGUUUACAGAGGAAAACUCGGAGAAACAAGAGAGAUCGUAGCAAUCGAACAUUUGGACAGAAAUGGAUCACGAGGAGAUAGUGAAUUUAAUGUACAGGUGAUGAUGUUGAACCUCCUUAAUCAUCCAAAUGUGAUCAAUCUUAUAGGAUACUGUACUCGAGGAAAUGACAGAUUUUUUAUUCACGAGUAUCUGCCUUUGGGAUCCUUAGACAAGCAUCUGCACGACAGAUUAUCCCUGCAAAUGCCACCCUUAGAUUGGCACACGAGAAUGAAAAUAGCUCUGGGGACUGCUAAAGCCUUAGAAUAUAUGCACGAUAAGGCCAACCCUCCAGUCAUAUAUCGCAACCUGAAACCCUGCAACAUCUUACUAGACAAUGACUAUAAUGCUAAGCUCUCUGAUUUCGGCCUGUCUAAGUUUGGACCUAUUUGUGAUAAGGAACAUGUUUCUGUGAGAGUUAGGGGAACAUUUGGCUACAUUGCACCGGAGUAUGUGAAACGAGGUUUUUUGUCUGUCAAGGCAGAUGUAUACAACUUUGGAAUUGUUUUGUUAGAGUUGCUCACAGGGCGAAGAGCUGUCGACAUCAUAAGGGAAACUAAGGAGCAGGAGCUGUCCUAUUGGGCCAAUCGAAUGAUAUUGAAGAAAUCAAAGAAGGUUCUAGAGUUAGCAGACCCGCUUUUGCAGGGGACUUUUCCAACUCGAAGAUUCUACCAAACAUUCGCGGUGGCACAUAUGUGCCUUCGAGAAAAUUCAACAGUACGACCCAUGAUGAGCGAUGUAGUAGCUGCCAUCUUGUACAUUUCAUCCGAUGGCAACGUUGAUGGCAGCAUAAAUUCUCCACUACAUGAAGCUUGAGUAGAGCAUAAUAACAUGACUAUGGGUGUCUAUAAUUUCAAUCAUUAAAAAUAGGGAUGAAUUGCACAAUACCCAAUAACCAUUCAUAUGCAUCAUUCUAAAUAUAAUGCUUGUUUUCUUUUCAAUAUCUCAUUACUUUUUUUUUUUUUUUUUUGAGGGGAUCAAUAUCUCAUUGCUUGCAGUAUAUGAUUUGUGUAUAAACAAAUAGUUUUCUAAUUUUAAGACGUACCCGUAACAUAUAUUCCAAUAAGGGUAAUAAGCCAAUAACUACGACUAACCUACUUGUCUAGGCCUUAGUGCCUUCCCCUAUUGUCGUGUCGCCCCAUGCUUGUACCAUGUUCUAAUUUUUUCAUGACAAGUAGGUUAGUUGUGUCUAUGGCUAAGCCUUGGUAUACCCCUCGUUAGGGGUUUGCAAAAAAAGUACCGAGACCAGAAACUGAACCGGAAUUAGACCGGACCGCUAGAUUCCGAAUCGGUCUUCGGUCCUCACAAAUUGGUGAUUUCGGGUUUUCGGUCCGGUCCGGGUAAAAACCAGAAUGCAUCAGAAAUGUUUUUUUUUUUUUUUUGUGAAAAUUUUAAAUUUUAUGUUUAAAUUUCUAAAAAAUUUAGGUACAAAACUUGUAAGUUAUAAUUUUUAGGUGCAAAAUAGAAAAACACGCAAACAAAAACAAGACGUUAAAAAAUGAUGUAUAUAUAAAGAUAUUAAAUGCAAAAAAAAAGAAAAGAAAAGAAUAUAACUGGUCUAUUCCGGUCCAAAAUCGGACUGGACCGGAAUAAACAGGUCUAGACCGGAACCCAGACCGAUUGAUUACAGUCCGGUCCCCGAUCCGCAAAAACAGGCGAUUCCGGGUUCCGAUCCCAAUCCAAUUUUGGACCGUGCGCAGCCCUACCCCUCGUCCCCUCUAUUGCUUAAUGUUCAUGUUUUUGAUACUCCCUUUUUUUUUUUGUUUUAUUGCAACAACACUUCUCUAAAUUGAUUUUUUUUUAAGGUGCAACUGCGUAAUACUGUAAAAAUUUGAACCUCAUCUAUACUUUAGUACUCGUACAAAGUAUUAUAUCUUUAUCUUCUCAUGGUCUUCAAAUCUUCACUCUUAUUUUCUUCUUAUUAAAUCUAUGUAAUGUUGUUGGAGUUGUUUAUAAUUUUCACUACAUAGUGAUACAAAUUUAAACACAUGGCUAAUUAAAAAAAAUUAUGCAUUACCAAUUAUGAAAAAACAAAUAGG
This is a messenger RNA of Chenopodium quinoa (quinoa), 2342 nucleotides long. RefSeq names its product probable serine/threonine-protein kinase PBL7. The record is from RefSeq and is a predicted model, not a curated record. The coding region runs from base 1 to 1119 and encodes 372 amino acids. The transcript is spliced from 5 exons. NCBI's taxonomy places the organism in Eukaryota, Viridiplantae, Streptophyta, Magnoliopsida, Caryophyllales, Amaranthaceae. Gene Ontology annotation, biological process: protein phosphorylation. Gene Ontology annotation, molecular function: ATP binding; protein kinase activity.